Molecule: messenger RNA, 1863 nt
Organism: Bemisia tabaci
Lineage: Eukaryota; Metazoa; Arthropoda; Insecta; Hemiptera; Aleyrodidae
Source: RefSeq, a predicted model, not a curated record
UUCGAUAGUGGGCAAAUAAGUCAUAUUGCGUGUAGAUUGAGGCUCAUCUUCUAUAGAGGUGGCUCGGUUUUGAAAGUUAACUCACCGACCCGACACUUUGCUUUCACUGCAAUACUGAUUUACCCCUUGAGUUUUGUCCUAUUCAUAAAUCUAAAUUAUUAUGUCCGUAGCAGAAAGAUUCAGCACUUCUAGUAGAUCCUACAUUGAACCGGUUUUAUGUUCAUCAGCCACUAUGUGAAAUCAAUCAAAGGUGACCAAUCCUUCAAGAAUGAUACAAGGUGUUAUUGUCCUCUCACGUUAAAAUGGUUCCAUUUCCAGAUAUCUAUAAAGAUUUGUCUAUGAAAUUCAAGAGGAGAAGCCCUGGCCAAUCUUUACGGACGUGUUUUGGUUUACUUGCAGUGCUAGCUUUUGCUCUUGAGACUAGUUUUUUGGUCAGAAGCGAGGACGCGGAGUUCUAUACCUUGCACUCGGAAUUUCCAGAAUAUGAUGGACCACCUAGUUACUUGAACCAGUUAUGGGGGAUAUACAACUUAAUCCCUUUUCCACUGAAGAAGGAGCCUGAGCAAAUUUUAGAGAUAAAUUAUUUUGAUAAAGAACUGGAAAUUGGACGGUUCUGGUUCCCACUAGACCUGCGGUAUCCACCUACUCGAGUUGCGUGGCCGAAACAGUACGUUCGUAGUUAUUACACACUAAUCAUGACAGAUUUGGAUUAUCCAGCAGAGAGAGACAACUCGGAGGCAGAGUACUUACAUUGGAUGGUUGGAAAUAUUGAGGGACCACCAGAAAAUAGACAAAAUGAAACGAUUGUCCAGUAUAUUGGCCCCUACCCAAAACAAGGAACUGGUUUACAUAGAUACGUGUUCUAUUUGUUUAGACAACCGAAGAAGAUUAAAUGGCCGUAUGAUCCUAUAUUAAGUACAUUCCGUAAUGAGUCACGGAGGCGUAGAUUUUCGACCCGCAGAUUUGCUAGCAAGCACAAGCUUGGAAUGCCAGAGGCUUUCACUUUCUUCCUUGGUCAAUUUUGGCACCAAAAUACAACCGUAACGGACUUACCGUCCGUAGGUGAUAAAGCUACCUGAAUUCGUUUCAUUAAGUCUAAAUUCAAAAGAAAGGACUGCAGUGUAGGUGAUAAAAGUGAAAAGAUGCAACCAAAUAAUAAGUUUUUUUUUUUAAAACUGAAAAUAUGUUUAUCUACUCAUAUAUUUUAAAGAAGGGUUGAUCGGGCAAAUAGCCGUAUAACUGUACAAAAAUCCCAGAGACAUCCACUAUAAUUAUAAUUAAUCAUGAAUACCUAUAUCAAGAAAAUUCCCGUGUACGUGUGAAAUCUUUGGAUACAUUUUCACGUGGGUAUAAACUGCACAUCCAACAAAAACAGAUGACAAAAGGUUUAUUAAAAGGUCUCGCCGUGACUUAAUGCGAGCAGCAAGGGUCGGCGAGUCUUCAGUAUGUCUCACCUUUGACUUUCUGUUUUCGGUUUGGAGCAAAGUUUAGACUCAUAAUAGGGCUUUUCAGAUCUCGAUGAAAGUCAUCCUGCCUCAAAAUGUUCGACUUCAAAUAUUAGGCCAAACAUUUAAAAACAGUGAAGUUCAUCAUUUAUUCUCUCUAGUGCUAGCAUAUACUAAAAUGAACAUUGAUGUGUGAGGUCUCUAAAUUCAUAAAGUACUCGGAUUAUAUUUAUUGUACAUGAACAUUUUAUAUAAAGGAUGAAAUUACUAAACAGAUAAAAUCCAUAAGUACUAUUAGCCAUCAAUUUACCACUUUGUGAACAAUGUAGCAUCUAUUAGUAAGUAAUUAAAAUACACACGAUAAUGCCGUAUUAAUUAAAUUAAAACACAGUAAAUAAACAGAAAUUGAGUUUUUUCA